Molecule: messenger RNA, 617 nt
Organism: Serpula lacrymans var. lacrymans S7.9
Lineage: Eukaryota; Fungi; Basidiomycota; Agaricomycetes; Boletales; Serpulaceae
Exons: 4
Coding region: 7-546 (179 amino acids)
Source: RefSeq, a predicted model, not a curated record
GCUCGCAUGAGCAAAGUGGCAGAGGAAAGUCUCAAAUCUGAGAUCGAGCAGUUAAAUGCUGAGUUAACGGAUACCUCGCGCUUCCAAGAAGCGUAUCUCAGCCUCGUCGAGGAAGUAGAAGGCUUGCUUGCCAGAAACACGUUGGCAGAGGAAGAAACAGAACGUUUAAGUAAAUUCAAUGCGGAGAUAAUUGGCCAUAACAACCCCGCGCAAAGAAUCAUGUAUGUUGACAGGAUAAGACGAGAGCUUUCUGAGACAAAACAGAAAUUGCUUAUGUCUAUGCGAGACAAGGAUGUUGUUGUUGCCGAAAACGACGAUUUGCGACAUGAAAUCGCCAUGUACAAAUCUGUCAUGGUUCCUGUUGAUAGCAAACCUCGCACACAUAUCACACGAGUUUCUCGACCACCAUUAUCAAACCAGAAUCUGAAUGUCAGUGUGGUAGAGCUGCAAGAUGCUGGUUCUGAUGGGUGUCCAAAGAUGACUGCGUCAAAUCCGCCAAUACUGGAGACAAUCGAUGGUGAUAUGACUGUUGACGAGCUAUCGUAGAUUUCUUUAAAUUGCUUUAUUUAUAGUUUAUUAUUUUAUAUAUGCAUACGCAAGAACUAAAUCCGAUGAAG